UGGGCGGAGGGAGGCGAGGGGCGGGGAGGGCGGAGCGGGCGGGAGGCGCCGCGCUGCUCCCGGCUCUGCUGGCUAGGGCGUCGGACCGGAGCCGCCGGGGGCGCGGGCGGCCCAGUGGAGCUGGCCUGAACUUCGGGGACGGGGACGGGGACGGGGACGUCGGCUCAGCUCUCCCAGGAGAAUCGAUCCCAGGAGCCAAGGCAAUGGCCUUGAAGCCUGAGAAGAGGGUCGCCUCGUCUGUCUUUAUCACCCUGGCCCCCCCACGUCGAGAUGAGGCUGUGGCUGAGGAUGUGAGGCGGGCAGUUUGCGAGGCUCGGCCUGGCCGCCCAUGGGACUCUCCUGCCCCCACGAAGGCACCCGGGGCCGGCUCAGCGGGGAGGCCCGGUCCCUGGACACCCCCUGGCAGGGCUGCAGCUGCAGUGCCGGCUGUACCCCCUCAGCUCUCCAAUGGAGGAUGUCCUCUUCCUCCUCCUACCCUGGACAGCGAGGGCGCACUCCCCGACCUGGACCUCCUCCCGCCUCCGCCACCGCCCCCACCGGCAUACCUGCCUCCUCCGGAUGAGGAGCCCCCUGCCCCCGUGGGCGCCUCACUCAUCUCUGACCUAGAGCAGCUGCACCUGCCCCCACUCCCGCCCCCACCACAGUCCUUGGCAGAGGGGCCUUCACUGCAGCCUCGGCCCAAUCAUCUCAGGGCGGCAGAGGAGGAGCUGCCGCCUCCCCCAGAAGAGCCUGCUGGCCUCCCCGAGAGAGAGGCGUCGACAGACAUCUGUGCCUUCUGCCACAAGACCGUGUCCCCCCGAGAGCUGGCCGUGGAAGCCAUGAAGAGGCAGUACCACGCCCAGUGCUUCACGUGCCGCACCUGCCGCCGCCAGCUGGCCGGGCAGAGCUUCUACCAGAAGGACGGGCGGCCCCUCUGCGAGCCCUGCUACCAGGACACCCUGGAGAAAUGUGGCAAGUGUGGCGAGGUGGUCCGGGAGCACAUCAUCAGGGCCCUGGGCCGGGCCUUCCACCCCACCUGCUUCACGUGUGUGACCUGCGCCCGGUGCAUCGGGGACGAGAGCUUUGCCCUGGACAGCCAGAAUGAGGUGUACUGCCUGGAUGACUUCUACAGGAAAUUCGCCCCUGUGUGCAGCAUCUGUGAGAAUCCCAUCAUCCCCCGGGACGGGAAGGAUGCCUUCAAAAUCGAGUGCAUGGGAAGAAACUUCCAUGAAAAUUGCUACAGGUGCGAGGACUGCCGGAUCCUCCUGUCUGUGGAGCCCACAGACCAAGGCUGCUACCCGCUGAACGACCGUCUCUUCUGCAAGCCGUGCCACGUGAAGCGGAGUGCUGCGGGGUGCUGCUGAGGACACGCACCGGCCUUGGGGCCGUGAGCUGCCCGCGAGCCCCAGGUGGGGUGGGUGGGGGUGGGGGGCUCUUCCCUGACUCGGUUUCCCUUCCUGACCUGCUCUUGCGCACUCUCCUUUGGAGCCACAACAGGGCCCAGUCUGCAGCUCUGCCCAUCACAUCUGGGCCCUGGGGGCUGAGCCGCCCCUCCCCGCAGCUCAGAGGUGGGGGGCUGGCAGACAGUCCCCCUCACACUGACAACUGCUCCUUCUACCCUCUGGGCGCUGGAAGGCUCCAUACCAUGAGCAUCAUGCCCGGAGUUCCCACCUCCGAAGCUCUGGCCCCUCUUGAGCGCUGGCCUUGACCCCCAUUUCCAGGGGCGAGUUGGGGCGUCUCCAGAUGGCACCCUGUGUCCUUAGCAGUGACCCCUUAGGUGGCCAGUAGGGGGUGCUGAGACCAGCUCUGGCUUGCAGGACUGAGCUGUUUGAGCAAAACUCCAAGGUCCUUUAAAAAGGGCUUUUUAAAAAUUUGAGGUUUAAAUGAUGGGAAACAUUCUUUGGAUACUUUUUACUGGGGGAGGAAUCUUAAUAGGAAGUGUCCCCCUUUUGUUCAUAAAUGUACAAGAAUGUCACCUAUUGGUGGCACGGCCAUGGACUGCCCACCUGGGCACCUGCACCUGGCCUUCUGGUGCCUCCUCCGCGUGCAAGAGUAAUUCAGCAGACCUGGAUUGUGCGCCUGUCGUAUGCCGGGCAAUGGUGCCGGAGCUCUGAGAGUUUGGGGCCAUGCACCCCCACACGCACACACGCAGACUCACACACUCCCCCAGGACAGUGCCAGGACUCCUCCAGGGUGUCCCUUCAGCCUUCCUGGUUAUCUCCCGAGUCCCACUCGGGCCCUCCAGCCCAGGCUGCCCUGUGACCACUGCCUCGUUAAGGCCACGCCUAGAAAAUUUUUUUCCCUUUUAAGGAAAAUCACUCUUGUUGCUUUGUAACUUCUAAGACAUUUUGUAGGGCAUGAACAAAUUAAACCAAAUGUGCUUUCCUCCUGGCCUUGGCCUGAUGGACCAGGCGCUCCUAGGAAGAUGCCCCUGGUUCCUAGCGCCGUGUUUCUCUGUAGAGCCCUCGGGGGCUUCAGACAGCGCACAGCUUCUUGCCAGAAGCUUAGAGCAGCGAGUUCCAAACUCCAGGCACCCACAAUAGCACCUCUACAGUUUUUGUCAUACCCAAGGACCACCUACUCUCUUACUUCCUUAAUAUUUUCUUUAGCUCAACAUUUCUUUUCUUUUCUCACUUCCCACUUUAGUCUUAUGCUAAACAAUAUAUCUAUGAAGUCACACGUCGAUGUGCUAGUAAUGUUUUUUCCUAUUACACAUGAAAAUAAAUGCAUAACUAUUAGAAAUGCAUCUGUGUUCCAGCUACAAUCUCGCCUAGGUAAACAGUGCUGGCCUUUGGUAGUAUAGUAGCACUGGAAAGAUGUUUGUUGGGCAUCUGCUCACUGAGUCACAAGUGUCCAGAAAGUGCCUGCAGCUCCUUCCCCCCAAACUGGGGCUCAGCUCAGUGGAUCAAGGAACUCAUGUUCCUCCUGAGCCCGGCAGUGACAUCUUGCACCAGCAUGCUGCUCCUGGACACAAGCCACCAGCAAUGAGGUUGGCUGCAGGGUGUCCAGGGUGGGGCCCUCUAGGGCCACCAGAUCCUUCAGCAGAGUCAACACCCACCUAAGGAUGUGCUCUCUGCACACAAACAGGACCACUUCCCCUGUGAGCUGGCUCCCCCGCUGCAGCUCUGCACCAACAGCUGGGCUUGCUUGGUGAGCGCAGCUUCAGAGAGAAGGGUGCAUGGCAGCAAAGGGCACUGGACUCAUAGAGGCGACUUGCGCGCGUCUCAGACCUGGCUCUGCUACUCAGUAGUGUGGACGAGUUAUUAAUCCUCUGAGCCUUGACUUCCCCAUCUGUAAAAUGGGAAAAAUACUAAUAUCUCUCCCAGAGGGUUGCUGUGAUGGAAAGAAGCGUCGGGCUGGUGAGGUUUCUUACUAGCUCACGAGGCACCUCCUCCGUCUGGUGCUGGCCAGCAAUUCUUAGCCAUCGUUCCUUUUAUCAGCCUUCCUCGAUCGUCCUGUUGAUGCCCAGAGACCACUGGGGCCCUGCCUGCAGUCAACAAGUUGGGUUUAUUAUGCUUGCUGCAGUAGGGGAGGCCACACAGCAUGGGGAAGCACAGGGCAUCUCAGUAAGCGGGUAUUAGGAGGGACUCAGAGCUUGGGCAGGCAUUGAGGGGUUUGGGGAGGAUUUAAGGAAGUGGGGUUUGCUCCGGACGUGUGCUGUCAGGAAGCAGGGAUGAUUCUGUGAUCGAGAAGCUCAAUUCAUUUAUACCUCGGAUGUGGCGCCACAGCUGGGGCUGGCAGGGAAGCAGCAGUGACUCAGAAUAGGGGGUGUUGGCAUUUUUGCACUCAGCUCAGAGGCGCUGUGCUCAGGACAUGACUACUGUGAGACUGGAGCACACCGUGACCCGGUUGUCGGGGGCCACUUUUCUCUCUUAGUCCCCGCGUUUGGUUUGGUUCAAUUUUUCCUAGCAUUGGAAUGUCACCCUGUGCUGUGAUCCCUCAUGUUCCAGCCUUAUUUCUGGCUGGUUGUGUUUGGAGGGGUGAUACCUAAAUGAAAUUCUGGGAGAUGCCUUUGUCUCCCAGGCUACACAUUUAUAAGUCACUCCAUCAGGGGACACUUCUAGGGAGAUUUCUGCAAUGUGAAAUUAGCCAGUCACAAAAAGACCAAUGCUGUUUGCUUCCAUUUAUAGAGGUACUUAGUCAAAUUCAUAGAGACAGAAAGUAGAAGGGUGGUUGGUUCGGGGCUGGAGUGGGGAGUUGUUUAAUGAGUACAGAGUUUCAGUUUGCAUGAUAAAAAGGGUUCUAGAGAUGAAUGGGGAGGAUGGUUGCAUAAUGAGAAUGUACUUUGCCACUGAACUGUAUAAAAAUGGUUAUGAUGGCACAUUUUAUGUUUUAUAUACUUGACCACAAUUAAAUAUAUACAUAUAUUUAAUGCUCAGAGACAGGGAAAGUGGCUGAUAGAGUGCUGUAGGAGUCCUGAGAGGGGGCUCCUAGGAAGGCUAGCCAUUGCUGUGUGCAAACCCAGUGAGAUGCUGCUGGCAGACCUGGGCUUCCUAAAGGCCGGUGCCAUGCACAGCCACUAGAGGGCAGGAUGGGCCAGCGAACUGGGCAUCCGCCCCUGGGGCACCAGUGUUCUCACACCUCUCACCGGAUCCUCAACUUCUCCAGAUGCAAGAUGGGAAUAAUUCCUGCCUGCCCAGGUCACAUGGUUGCAGUGAGCAUGAGAGAAGAAAACGAAAUGGAAAACUAGCAAGUGAGCGAAUGUGGCUGUGGAAUUGCUGCAACUGGAUCACAUGCUCUUGGAGGGAGACCCAUGUCAGGAGACUGAAUUCCCCAUGGGCCCAAACUCCCACCAGCCAGGAGGAUCCCACCUGGGAGUUCCCAGGCUACCACCCCUGCAAGUCAGUACCUGGGAACCUGGGCUCAGUAAGCACGGGAUUGGGACAAAGGACCACAUGGGCUUGCUGGAGAACACUGAGCCUUUCUGCUUGUCACCCCUGCCCAGAAUUCCCCUCACCUGACGCCACACCCAGGUGCUCAGAGGUGUGACCUCCACCCAGCAUGUGCCAGCCCCUCCAGGGCAACCGAAUGCUGCUCCCUACACUGCUAGAGCCACAAAUGGUGGAAAGGAAGAAUUAAGAGAGAGCAAAGAGGAUCAGGAUGGGGGAGAGAAGAGAGGCUGGGCUGAUAAGGAAGAAUUCCAGUGAUCACAAGACAUUUUCAAAGAAAUGUUUUAUCAAUUUAAAAUACAUCUCUCAUAAGGUGAAUAGCUACUCAUAAAAAAUUGAUAAUCUAUGACAUAGGUACUAUUAAUAUUCCAAUUCAAAGACAAGGAAGCUGUAUAUCAGAGAGAUGGUGUAACUGCCCAGGGCUGCACAGCAGAGGCAGGAUCAAAUCAGAUCCAGUGAAAGCUACAGGCCUCUGUUACAGACUCAUGUCACAAACACCCACAUUCUAGAAUGUUCCAGAAUCCAUCGUGUGAUACAGAUGCCAAAAUCCAGCUGAAGAAAAUCUUAAAUGUCCUGAGCCCUUCAUCUUAAGAGCUGCUGAUUGGAGGCUGCAGGCUCUUGUUUGUCAGAGAGAGGUGAUUUCCCCGUUCAUUCAGAAAGAACCUUGCAUUCGCAGUGUGUGACUCAUGCUAAUCUCCUGAGUGAUCAUCAGGUUAGAGACCGUGGAGUGCACCCUACUUGACCUUCCUCCUGCAGCAAAAAAUGUGCACUUCAGUGGAAAACUACGCACCGUCUACAUGCCACACUCCUUCCGGGUAAUUGGUCUCUAGCCUCUCACUGUCUUCGAGCUAUCUUACAGCUCUGCAGAUUGUAGGGAACUGAUCAAUUCUGUCCCAUCUGGUAGGUUUCCCUUAUGGGAAAACCAGUUUCACCUCCUUUCACCUUUGCACAUUCAUUUCACUAUUCCUGACCUAUAAAUGAGAAUGUUCUUCUGUUGCCCUUUUGAGCCCAUCAGUUAUAACAUCCACCUUGUUCCCUUAAGAGUUAAAUAAAAUGUUUAACACGUGUUGAUUUUA
This is a messenger RNA of Equus caballus (horse), 5944 nucleotides long. It is a transcript of the gene FBLIM1, whose product is annotated as filamin binding LIM protein 1. Gene Ontology annotation, molecular function: filamin binding. Gene Ontology annotation, cellular component: stress fiber; focal adhesion. Lineage: Eukaryota; Metazoa; Chordata; Mammalia; Perissodactyla; Equidae. Gene Ontology annotation, biological process: cell-cell adhesion. The record is from RefSeq and is a predicted model, not a curated record.